This is a messenger RNA of Trifolium pratense (red clover), 3697 nucleotides long. RefSeq lists its product as uncharacterized. The transcript is spliced from 10 exons. Lineage: Eukaryota; Viridiplantae; Streptophyta; Magnoliopsida; Fabales; Fabaceae. The record is from RefSeq and is a predicted model, not a curated record. The coding region runs from base 123 to 3467 and encodes 1114 amino acids. Gene Ontology annotation, cellular component: U2-type prespliceosome; nuclear speck; commitment complex. Gene Ontology annotation, molecular function: poly-pyrimidine tract binding; pre-mRNA 3'-splice site binding.
AUCGCUAUUUAUUUAUUUAUUUAUGCCAAAUUGCGACUGCUCCACGCCGAGGUUCUGUCGCUCCGUUCUCACUUUCUUCCCCGCUGCUACCACCGUCACCAUACUCGUCUUUCUCUCUCCAGAUGAGCAGGCCCGGUCGUUUGAAGGAGAAGGACAGAAAAAGUAAUUUGCUUUCUGUGGAUAAUUAUGAUGAAGAUAGUGCAGCCCGCACAAGACCAUUUAGUUUCGAAGAGAUUAUGCUUAGAAGAAAAAACAAUGAAUUGCUUGAAAAUGUAAAAGACCCUGCCAAGGAAGUGUGGAAUAUUUCACCUGAAGGUUCUUUAGAGAAGAUUGCUGAUCAUUUUGAGUCUCCAAGUAAACAUCAUAAGGUUCCAUCCCUUAGCAUGGAGAAACAUGCUUCAGAGGAACUGGUGAAUGUAAGUUCUAGAAAGAAGAUUAAGAGCACCAUUGUGAAGGAAGAUGAUUUAACUGAAGGGAGAGAUAGAGCAAACAAUGUUUUAGAAACCAAAUCAAGUGCUGGAUUAAAUAAUAAAGGCUGGAUAACUGAAGAAAAGAAUGGAAAAGAGAGGCGUGGUUCGAGAAAAAUUGAACAAAUGAGUAAAAAUUCUGACAAUAAACAUUCAAGAGAUUCAGUUAACAAGGACAGUUAUGAAGAAAAAGAUAGAUCAAAAUCUGCAGGGAAAAUAAAGAAAACUAACCACAUUGAAGAUGAAGAGAAUCGUAAUGAGUAUUAUACAGAAAGGAAGCAUGGCAAAGAUAGACAUGAUGGGGGGAAAAUAAAAAAGUGGUUAAGCAAUGAUUUUGAAGAAGUAUCUGAAAAGAAGCAUCAUAGAGACUCAGAUAAGCAUAUUCAUGCAGAGGAUAGAGCAAAAUAUGAAAGAGAAAUCAAUAAGGAAACAAGAGCAAAACAUGAAAGAGAAAUCAAGAGAAAAAAUCGAAAUGGAGAUGAUGAAAUUCAGGAUAGGAAUGCAACAAGGAAACAAGAGAUUGCAAAGCAUCAUAACCCACACAUCUAUGAAAGGAAGAACAGGCAGGAAAAGGUGAAGUCACAUUAUGAAGAACCAACCAUGAAGAGGAGACGGUCAAGAAGUCGGGAGCGCGAGGAUAGAAGAAGGUCCCCUUCUUUUUCACCAAGGGCACACAGAAAUACUUGUAAAGAUGGAGAGCGUAAAGACUUGUCUAUGCUUUCUCUGGCAGAUAGUUCUAGAAAAAAGCAUUCUGAUGAUAAAAAUAGAGUAUCAACUAAUGGUUCAAGUAGACGGUCAAGAAGUCGGGAGCGUGAGGAUAGAAGAAGGUCCCCUUCUUUUUCACCAAGGGCACACAAAAAGACUCGUCAAGAUGGAGAGCGUAAAGACUUGUCUAUGCUUUCUCUGCCAGAUAGUUCUAGAAAACAGCAUUCCGAUGAUAAAAAUAAAGUAUCAACCAAUGGUUCAAGUAGACGGUCAAGAAGUCGGGAAUGUGAGGAUAGAAGAAGGUCCCCUUCUUUUUCACCAAGGGCACACAGAAAAGCUUAUCAAGGUGGAGAAUGUAAAGACUUGUCUAUGCUUUCUCUGACAGAUAGUUCUAGAAAAAAGCAUUCUGAUGAUAAACAUAAAGUAUCAACUAAUGGUUCAAGUAGUCACCAUCGUGGCUAUCGUCAUAGUAGCUCUGCUAGUGGACUUGGUGGCUAUUCUCCAAGGAAGAGGAAAAGCGAAACUGAUAAUAAGACACCUUCACCAUCUAAGCAUUCUCCAGAGAAGAAACGCGCUGGAUGGGAUCUUCCUCCUGUAGGGACAGAUCCUUCUCCAGCUGUUGUUUCUUCUGGUUUUCAAUUGUCAAAUAAUAGUGUGUUGUCCAGCAUGCAUGAUGUGGCUUCUGGUACUUCUCUGGAUCUAUCUAUUGUGAAGCCUCUGCCGGUGUCAUUUUUAAAUGCGGUAUCAGCAGGGAAGAAUGUCAGUAUUGAUUCUGUUCAACUGACACAAGCUACCCGCCCUAUGAGAAGGCUUUAUAUUGAGAACUUACCAGCUUCAGUUUCUGAGAAAGUUGUGAUGGAUUGUUUCAAUAACCUCUUGCUUUCUGCCGGUGUAAAUCUUAUCCAACAAACUCGGCCAUGCAUCAGCUGCAUUGUGCAUAAAGAUAGGGGCCAAGCGCUUGUGGAAUUCCUUACAGCAGAGGAUGCAUCAGCUGCUCUUUCUUUUGAUGGCAGUACACUAUUUGGCUCCACGGUGAAAAUUAGACGUCCCAAAGACUAUGUUGAAUUUGCAACUGGUGAACCAGAGAGAUCAGUGGAAGUUGCUGUCACAAUAAGUGAUGUUGUAGUUAAUUCACCAAACAAGAUCUUCAUUGGUGGAAUUUCAAAUCAUGUUUCUUCGGAUAUGCUUAUGGAGAUUGCUGGUGUGUUUGGAUCUUUGAAGGCUUACCACUUUGAGGCUAAGGUCAGCAAUGGAUCAUGCGCUUUUGUUGAGUAUGUGGAUCACUCUGUUACUAUCAAAGCUUGUGCGGGUUUGAAUGGUAUGAAGCUGGGAGGGGAAGUAUUAACUGUUGUUCUGGCUAUGCCUGAUGCACCACCCAUGGAAAAUGAUGGUAACCCACCAUCUUAUGACAUUCCAGAGCAUGCGAAGCCCCUGCUCAGCGAACCAACAGAAGUACUGGAGAUUAAAAAUGUGUUCGCAGUGGAGUCUAUAUCAUCUUUAUCUGACAUGGGGAUCGAAGAUAUUUUGGAGGAUGUACGAUUGGAAUGUGCAAGAUUUGGGACUGUUAAAUCAAUUCAUUUAGCCAGGCAUAGCGAGGACAAGAAUGUAGCAACCAAAUCAGAAGUUAAAAAGAAAGUGGGUUCUGAAGAAGCUUCUUUAGAUACACACACUGUUACUAAUAAUAAUGCAGAAUCUAGUUCUUCUGAAGAGGCUACUUGCUCAAAUUCUAUGGGAACAAGUGGAAUGGAGCUUCAUUGUGAUAAAGAUCUAGAAGACAAAGAUAAUAAUGAUACUAGUGUUAAUGUUGAUAAAAAUGCUGAAAUUUUGGAUAAUACUGCAUUCCAAGAGCAAGAACAUCUUGUGACUGAUGCAUCAGUUAAAGAUGCUGCCAAUGAGGGUAUGCCUAGUAGUACCUGUCAACGAUCCCCUGAUCAUCAGGAUACGCCCAAUGAUGCUCCAGAGUUGCAUGAUAACAUGGUUGAUAAUGAUAUUGACAAGAGACUGGGUGACAAUAUGGACUUGAAGAACACGGUUUGUCCAUUUCAGGAAGGCAUAAAUGGAUGUGAUAGAAGUUCAGAAUUAGUUGGUCCUAGGAAGGGCAUUGAUGAUGAUGAUGAAAAGGAGGAUCAUACGUACAAUCAUGUGUUUGAACCAGGUUCCAUUCUGGUUGAGUACGCAAGAACCGAAGCCUGUCGUUCGGCAGCUCAUUGUUUGCAUAGACGUUUCUUUGAUGGCAGAAUGGUGACAGUUCAGUAUAUUCCUCUGAGUCUGUACAGAGCAAGGUUUACAAAAUGAGCAUUUCAAAGCGAGCCGUAAAAAGAGUUACCUGAUUGUGCAAGAACAGAUAAUUAAUGUGCUUGGUUAUAUGAGCAUAUUUCAUGGUGUAAGAUUUGUGCGAAAGGUAUUUUUUAAUUUUAAUAUUUAUAGUGGGAAAAAGCGAUCAAUGCCAAUGUGAUAAAAUGCAGUAGCAUGAUCAAGUUUGGAGCUGCAGAGUAGUUAUGAUGACUUUUUUUUAACCUGGAAAA